Molecule: messenger RNA, 351 nt
Organism: Umbelopsis ramanniana AG
Lineage: Eukaryota; Fungi; Mucoromycota; Umbelopsidomycetes; Umbelopsidales; Umbelopsidaceae
Exons: 1
Coding region: 1-351 (116 amino acids)
Cellular component (GO): NADH dehydrogenase complex
Molecular function (GO): NADH dehydrogenase (ubiquinone) activity
Source: RefSeq, a predicted model, not a curated record
AUGAAUACAUUAACGUUUUUCUUUCUAUUUAUCCCUGUAUUAGUAUUAGCUUUAUUAGUAAUUAAUCAAUUUACAGCUGUUAAUAAACCUUAUAGUGAAAAAGUAUCACCUUAUGAGUGUGGAUUUACUCCUUUAGGAGAUUCUCGACAAAAAUUCUCUAUUCAAUUCUAUCUAGUAGCCAUUUUAUUUAUCGUAUUCGAUAUUGAAGUAUUAUUCUUAUUCCCAUUUGCUGUUACUUUAUAUGAAGUUUCAUUAUUAGGAUUCUGGGUAGCUAUUAUUUUCUUAAUUGUUUUAACGAUCGGAUUUGUUUAUGAAUGGAGUAAAGGUGCUCUUAAAUUCACUCGACACUAA